Pocillopora verrucosa is the source of this 5064-nucleotide messenger RNA. The record is from RefSeq and is a predicted model, not a curated record. NCBI's taxonomy places the organism in Eukaryota, Metazoa, Cnidaria, Anthozoa, Scleractinia, Pocilloporidae.
AUGUUGCUAUACAAGUUAUACGAUUUUGCGAGUGGGCUGCAGAAUCUGGACACCGUGUACCCUUACGACGUCCAAAUUAAUCCUCAACGGAGCCCUCAAGAGGGAGGAGGUCCUUGCGUCUUUACGUUCACUCCAAAGCUGUCAUCAGCCAUUACAUCAGUGUCGGCUGUCUUUGACUCCAUAGGAGAAAUUUCACUAAAAAUGUUGCCGGAAGAUGAUGAAUGUCAAUGCCUAGGCAAAAUACCAGCCUCAAAGGAACCGGGUUGGGUUACUAUCACACUUCGUGCCGUUCAGGGUCGAUACAAACCUGUUUUGGGAAGCACAAGAAUAUAUUAUGAAAGACCCCCUCGUGAAGAGUUUCUGGAAGAAAUUGUUUUCAACCUUGACAAACAGAAAGAGUUCUAUGAGACGUUCAUUCAUCGAAGAAGUGGAAACUCUGGAAACCGUGAAAGUGGAGACAGUGGUAAUAGAAAUAGUGGAGGUCGAAACAAACGAUGUGGAAAACAAAUCAGUGAGGCUUUUGGAUCCUCACAGCCAUCCCAUGCGUUGGAAAUCCUGAUUUAUACAGCAGCAAGAUAUGGUGCUAAGGAGUUCAUCGAAAUCAUCUUUAAUUCCUCUGCUGGAGGAGUGUUAUUUAAUUCUUACAAGGACAACGCUACUUUGCCAGAGUCUGUUGCGAGGGAUUUUGGCAACGACGAGAUUGUCAAUUACCUUGAAGAAAUAACAAAUAGGUUCUCUCGAGAGAUCCAGAAUGGCAAACAGUUUAGUCGGACGGUGGAUUGGUUAGAGCUCGUGAAAGCUACUGAGGAAGCCCAAACGAAGAUGAAUCAGGAUACUGACGAAAAACAUGCCAAUCAGCUGGAGGGUGGCUAUUCGGCGGAUGUUGAGUUAUCAUCCAGUGCAUCAUCUGACCAGGAGAACCCUGAUUACUAUGUUACAGUUCUUCCCUCAAUCGAAGACUUGGUAUAUAGUGAAAAUAAAAACGAGGAGGAAAGUGUCAUCUUAAAAGAAAACAAUGAAGAAACCAUAACGUCAUCCACAGCAAUGUCAAGGCGAACUAAAGAUAGUGAUAACGGCAAUGCUUAUGAGAGCCUAGAGGAUCUCGAAAGAGCCAUCCAGUAUCAUAAACGUCAUCUAAAAAUUGCCAAAGAAGUGGGAGACAAGGCUGGAGAGGGAAUCAGUUACUGCAAUCUUGGCAACGCUUAUCAUAGCCGAGGAGAUUUCGAAAGAGCCAUCCAGUAUCAUAAACGUCAUCUAAAAAUUGCCAAAGAAGUGGGAGACAAGGCUGGAGAGGGAAACAGUUACUGCAAUCUCGGCAAGGCUUAUGAUGGCCUAAGAGAUUUCGAAAGAGCCAUCCAGUAUCAUGAACGUCAUCUAAAAAUUGCCAAAGAAGUGGGAGACAAGGCUGGAGAGGGAAUCAGUUACUGCAAUCUCGGCAAGGCUUAUGAUGGCCUAAGAGAUUUCGAAAGAGCCAUCCAGUAUCAUGAACGUCAUCUAAAAAUUGCCAAAGAAGUGGGAGACAAGGCUGGAGAGGGAAACAGUUACUGCAAUCUCGGCAAGGCUUAUGAUGGCCUAAGAGAUUUCGAAAGAGCCUUCCAGUAUCAUGAACGUCAUCUAAAAAUUGCCAAAGAAGUGGGAGACAAGGCUGGAGAGGGAAUCAGUUACUGCAAUCUCGGCAAGGCUUAUGAUGGCCUAAGAGAUUUCGAAAGAGCCAUCCAGUAUCAUGAACGUCAUCUAAAAAUUGCCAAAGAAGUGGGAGACAAGGCUGGAGAGGGAAUCAGUUACUGCAAUCUCGGCAAUGCUUAUCAUAGCCUAGGAGAUUUCGAAAGAGCCAUCCAGUAUCAUGAACGUCAUCUAAAAAUUGCCAAAGAAGUGGGAGACAAGGCUGGAGAGGGAAUCAGUUACUGCAAUCUUGGCAAGGCUUAUGAUGGCCUAAGAGAUUUCGAAAGAGCCUUCCAGUAUCAUGAACGUCAUCUAAAAAUUGCCAAAGAAGUGGGAGACAAGGCUGGAGAGGGAAACAGUUACUGCAAUCUCGGCAAUGCUUAUCAUAGCCUCGGAGAUUUCGAAAGAGCCAUCCAGUAUCAUGAACGUCAUCUAAAAAUUGCCAAAGAAGUGGGAGACAAGGCUGGAGAGGGAAUCAGUUACUGCAAUCUCGGCAAUGCUUAUGAUGGCCUAAGAGAUUUCGAAAGAGCCAUCCAGUAUCAUGAACGUCAUCUAAAAAUUGCCAAAGAAGUGGGAGACAAGGCUGGAGAGGGAAUCAGUUACUGCAAUCUCGGCAAUGCUUGUCAUAGCCUCGGAGAUUUCGAAAGAGCCAUCCAGUAUCAUGAACGUUAUCUAAAAAUUGCCAAAGAAGUGGGAGACAAGGCUGGAGAGGGAAUCAGUUACUGCAAUCUCGGCAAGGCUUAUGAUGGCCUAAGAGAUUUCGAAAGAGCCUUCCAGUAUCAUGAACGUCAUCUAAAAAUUGCCAAAGAAGUGGGAGACAAGGCUGGAGAGGGAAUCAGUUACUGCAAUCUCGGCAAGGCUUAUCAUAGCCUCGAAGAUUUCGAAAGAGCCAUCCAGUAUCAUGAACGUUAUCUAAAAAUUGCCAAAGAAGUGGAAGACAAGGCUGGAGAGGGAAUCAGUUACGGCAAUCUCGGCAAGGCUUAUGAUGGCCUAAGAGAUUUCGAAAGAGCCUUCCAGUAUCAUGAACGUCAUCUAAAAAUUGCCAAAGAAGUGGGAGACAAGGCUGGAGAGGGAAUCAGUUACUGCAAUCUUGGCAAUGCUUAUCAUAGCCUAGGAGAUUUCGAAAGAGCCAUCCAGUAUCAUGAACGUCAUCUAAAAAUUGCCAAAGAAGUGGGAGACAAUGAUGGAGAGGGAAACAGUUACUGCAAUCUCGGCAAUGCUUAUCAUAGCCUCGGAGAUUUCGAAAGAGCCAUCCAGUAUCAUAAACGUCAUCUAAAAAUUGCCAAAGAAGUGGGAGACAAGGCUGGAGAGGGAAACAGUUACUGCAAUCUUGGCAAUGCUUAUCAUAGCCGAGGAGAUUUCGAAAGAGCCAUCCAGUAUCAUGAACGUCAUCUAAAAAUUGCCAAAGAAGUGGGAGACAAGGCUGGAGAGGGAAUCAGUUACUGCAAUCUCGGCAAUGCUUAUCAUAGCCUCGGAUAUUUCGAAAGAGCCAUCCAGUAUCAUGAACGUCAUCUAAAAAUUGCCAAAGAAGUGGGAGACAAGGCUGGAGAGGGAAACAGUUACUGCAAUCUCGGCAAUGCUUAUGAUAGCCUAAGAGAUUUCGAAAGAGCCAUCCAUUAUCAUGAACGUCAUCUAAAAUUUGUCAGAGAAGAGGGAGACAAGGCUGGAGAGGGAAACAGUUACUGCAAUCUCGGCAAUGCUUAUGAUAGCCUAAGAGAUUUCGAAAGAGCCAUCCAUUAUCAUGAACGUCAUCUAAAAAUUGCCAAAGAAGUGGGAGACAAGGUUGGAGAGGGAAACAGUUACUGCAAUCUCGGCAAUGCUUAUGAUAGCCGAGGAGAUUUCAGAAGAGCCAUCCAGUAUCAUGAACGUCAUCUAAAAAUUGCCAAAGAAGUGGGAGACAAGGCUGGAGAGGGAAACAGUUACUGCAAUCUCGGCAAUGCUUAUGAUAGCCUAGGAGAUUUCGAAAGAGCUGUCAACCUGUAUCGUUUUUGUGUGGUAAUGUGUGACGCUAUCCGAGCCAAUCUGCGGUUCAGAGAUGAUUGGAAGAUUAGCUUCCGCGACAUGCAGAGAAAGGCAUAUAUUUGUUUGUGGCGUCUUCUUAUAAAACAAAAUCAAAUUUUGGAUGCGCUACUAUCUGCUGAACAGCGACGCGCACAGGCUCUUAAUGAUCUCAUUUGUUUUAGGUAUGGGUUGGAAGAAAUACAGCCUCGGCCUCACACUCAAGGGGAUUCUGAUUUUGAGGUCCUUCAAAGCGGCGCUGUUUCAAAUACAGUUUUUAUGGCUGUGGAUAACAAGGAACGCAAGAUAUUCCACUGGUUUAUGAACAGCUUCCAAGACAUUAAAUUGAGAAGUAUUGAAAUAAGUAAUUAUGGCUCGUUCGAAGACGUCGAUACCUUUAUUGGACGCUUAAUGAACACAGCAUCAAGAGAGUUUAAAAGAGGUGUUAUUAAAUGCGAAGAUAGCUCUCUUGAUGAGCCCUGCACUGAAGAAUUGGUGAAGAAAAGGUCAGGUCAUGCUUAUUUCUUUCCUGAAUGCUCCCCGACAGCUGCUUUACGGAUCUUGUAUGACGUUAUCAUUGAGCCGAUUGGUGAUCUCAUCAAUGGCAAUGAACUUAUCUUUGUUCCCGAGAGUUCAUUGUGGUCAGUCCCUUUUGCUGCAUUAAUGGAUUCCGAGUCAAAUUAUUUGUGCGACUCUUUCCGAGUUCGGACGAUUCCAUCCUUGACAACAUUGAAGUUGAUAAACGAUUGCUCAGACGACUUCCACAAUAAGAAAAGUGCUUUACUAGUGGGUGAUCCAUGUUUGGAGGGGGUUAUUUUCGAGGAGAGGAAGCUCGAUCCAUUGCCACGUGCGAGAGAAGAAGUAGUGAUCAUCGGGAGAAUCCUUGGCGCUGAUCCGCUUAUUGGUGAAGAAGCAAAAAAAGAUGAAGUUUUGAGGCGACUUCCCUCUGUGGCCUUGGUGCACUUUGCUGCACAUGGCCGAAUGGAAACAGGCGAAAUUGCCUUAGCGCCACGAAGUACUUGCUCAUCACAGCCCUUUGUUGAGGAGGAUUUUAUUCUAACAAUGAAAGAUGUGCUGGAUAUCCGGAUACGAGCAAGGCUGGUUGUGUUAAGUUGUUGUCACAGUGGUCGUGGGGAGAUUAAGGCUGAGGGAGUUGUUGGAAUUGCAAGAGCGUUUUUGGGUGCUGGUGCUCGCUCUGUUCUCGUGUCGCUGUGGGCGAUCGAUGACGAGGCUACUCUUGUGUUUAUGAAACAUUUCUAUGAAGAAUUGGUUACUGGGAAGCGUGCAAGUGAAGCUCUUAACCAAGCUAUGAAGAGUAUGAAAGAGUCUGAAGAGUUCAGCGAUGUGAAGUACUGGGCACCCUUUGUACUCAUUGGGGAUGACGUCACACUGGAAUUAAAUUGA